AUGGAAAUGCCAAGAGUAGCUGCAUUGGCACUGGCACUUAGCCUCGUCUUUCUGAACUUGACUGGCCAAUGUAGUGGUGAGUUGGGGUUUGGAUUCUACAGCGGAAAAUGCAGAGACAAAAAUGGAUUUCAGCAAAAUGUUGAGAACAUUGUAGCCAAGAAAGUCCAAGAAAGAUUCAUUGUUGACUCGACAAUAGUGGCUGCUCUUCUUCGCAUGCAAUUUCAUGAUUGUUUUGUCAAUGGAUGUGAUGCAUCUAUAUUACUGGAUGGGCCAAAUAGUGAGAAAACAGCACCGCCAAAUCUAAGCGUAAGGGGUUAUGAGUUCAUCGAUGAGAUAAAAGAAGAAAUUGAAAAUACAUGUCCAGGAAUUGUCUCUUGUGCAGAUAUUAUAGUAAUGGCCACCAGAGAUGCUGUUGCCGAGAGUUAUAAAAAAUUAGGGGAAGGGUGGUACCCUGUACAAACAGGAAGAAAAGAUGGUCUUACAUCUUCUGCUCAAAAUGUGAAUCUACCAUCUCCAAGUAUCACAAUCGAUCGAUCUAUUCAAGUAUUUGCUAGUACAAAGCUGAAUGCUACAGACAUGAUUUAUCUUCUUGGAGGUGGUCACAGUGUUGGGAUAGCACAUUGUGCUCUCUUUGAAAAUCGUCUUUACAAUUUCCACAACAGUGGCAGUCCUGACCAGACCAUGAAUAAAACAUUACUGAGCACGCUACAAAAUCUCUGUCCUCAAAAUGCUGGCAGUAGCAAGUCAGCUAAUCUCGACCAGAAUCCUCUUAAUUCUUCUUCAGUUGACAAAUCUUUCUACGAGCAAAUACUUUUAGGUAAUGGAAUUCUGGAAGUUGAUCAGCAGCUCGCAUUGAACUCAAAGACCAAAGUCACAGUGGGAACAAUAGCUAAAAGCGAAGGCUUCAUUUUUCAAUUUGGUCGGGCCAUGAUUAAGUUGGGAAUUGUUGACGUCAAGACUGACAACGACGGGGAGAUCAGGAAAACAUGCCGAGCUGUUAAUCCUUCUAGUGGAAAUUCUGGUGGAAGUUCUAGUGGAUUUGGAAAUUUAUUUAACUGA
This is a messenger RNA of Dovyalis caffra, 1059 nucleotides long. NCBI's taxonomy places the organism in Eukaryota, Viridiplantae, Streptophyta, Magnoliopsida, Malpighiales, Salicaceae. The record is from the annotation of a GenBank genome assembly.